UGCCGUGAAGAUUGCAAUGAAGAAGCUCGCCCACCCACUUGUCGUCAAUGCCUGGAACCAUGGAAAAUCUUUCUCAUUUGUGGCUUGAUGUGCGCCAUCGCCACUGCCGUUGGAGUCCUGACCACCGUGUUUGUUUUAAAGGACCGAUUUCCAACAAACAACAAUGGAAAUACAGAAGAUCCCAGCGUGCAGACUACAGCCCCCUCCACAACACAGUCCAGUGAUCUGAGAACGUGCUUGGAAUAUGUUUUUUCUCUCUCGAAAAUAAAGAAUGAGACGUUUGAAGGAGGUGGGAUCCAAUGUGCGAAAUACAGAGAGAACCAGUUGAAUUAUACAAGUUUAGAAGCGCUUAUUUUUGGAACAUCCAUCCAUAACCAUCAAGCUGGAAUAUCCUUAUGUAUUUUAUAUCUAAAACCCGGAGGGCUACGUGUCCCCCACUGGAAUCUGCAGGCCAAUGUUCAUGGGUUUGUCAUCCAGGGAACAGUGUGGGUCGGAAUAAUAGAAGGAGGAAAGGAAUCAAAUAUAAGUGCCAAUGUUGUGACAUUCACCGUUACAUGUGGCCAGGUGUUCUUUGUGCCCAGGCUCAGCAUACAAUGGAUAAAGAAUAUUGGGAACACAGAGGCCACUGUGGCUCUUUAUUUUUCAACUUCUGAGGAAUUUUUCACCACCGAGCUGGACGUGUCUUUUUCUGAAACCGAUAAGGAUAUACUGACGAGGACACUCAGGCCCCUGUCUGGAGUGGAUUUCAUUCAAGCUUUGAAACCUAAUAUUUCCCAACCUCAAAUUAUUACUCUGGGUCCUGUCAUUGGAGAAUACCCCCAAUCUCCACGUAACACAGUCUGGAAGUACUUUUUGGAUAUGGAAGGUGAAAUCAAAUUAGUGUAUAACAAUAUAGUAACAACCUGGGCUCGGUACUAUGAUAACGCUACAAGACCGACUCAAAAUAGCAUCACAUACGGCAAUUCCAUAUUCUCGUAUCCAAAUACACUUAGCUUGGGAGUGGUGACCCUAAAGCCAUUUGGCCUCCUGGGACCAUAUUAUAAUCUAAAUGCACAUGAAAUGGCCUAUGUACUCAAAGGUUGUGGAAAGGUAGCUAUCUCUGGCACAGAAUGUGAUGUUGGUGAAGGGGAUGUGAUCUAUUUCCCUAUCGGGCUCCCUCAUUAUUUAAAAAAUACCUGUGAUGGAGACUUCAUAUUGAUUAGAGCUUUCAGCAUACCUGGAGAGGUAGAAAUGUUGUUUAUGGAUUAUUAUUUUCUCACCAUACCAGCAAACAUCAUUGCUGAGCUCUUCUAUCAAAAAGAAAGUAUUUUUGGACAACUUCCUGCUAUCAGAUAUAAUGUUACCUAUUUGUUUUACUAUGGAAAUAUUUGCAUUGUGCAACCUGGAACUCCAAAGACAACAUCAGCCGGCCCAACAAUGAAAACAACCACAGCAGCAACCAUUUCUUCUAAAACUACUAACGGAGGUCCAGUAAAACCUGUGAGGACUACAACAGUACAAAGUACAACUAAAACACCAUCCUCAACAAUACCAUUUACUACAGUAACCAAACCUGUUAUCACAAGCUCCACAUUAACCACUACAACAACAGCUUCUAGUUCCGCUACUGCAUUACCUACCUCAGUACCACCGUUUUCUACAUCUACUACAACUAGAACAAAGCCACUCUCCACAACUAUGACAGAAUCCACCAUCAUUACUAAACUACCCACCUCAGCAACACAGAUGUCUACAGAAACACCAACUACUACAACACAUACAACAGCACCUGUUACCACCACAUUAACUCCCUCAACAACUUUAACUACAAUUACACCAACAAAUACAACCCGAAGAAUGACUACAACCACACCUGUUACCACCAAAACAAUUCCCUCAACAACACAAGUGACUACAGUACCAUCAACUAUCACAAGAGUCCCCACCACAGCUGCAAAACCUGUUACAACCACAACAAUCUCUUUAACAACGCAGACUACUACAGUAACGCCGACUACUACAACUGCCCCUACAACAACACCUGUCUUAACUACAACAAUUUCCUCAACAACACAGGUCACUACAGUACCAUCAACUAUCACAACAGUCCCCACCACAACUACAAUACCAUUUAGGACCACAACCAUCCCAUCAACAACACAAACUACUAUGGUACCACCAAGUAUGACAACUGCCACUGCAACAAUACCUUUCAUAACUGCAACACUUCCCUUAACAAAACAGGAGACGACAGUACCAUCAACUACCACAACAGUCCCCACAACAGCAACAACACCUUUUACCACCACAACAAUUCCCUCAACAAUACAGACUACUACAGCAACAUCAACUAUUACAACUUCCCCUACAACAGCACCCAUUAUAACCACAACAACUCCCUCAACAACACAGGUGAUGACAGUAACUUACACAACAGUCCCCACCACAGUUACAUCAACACCUGUUACCACCACAACAAUACCAACUAGUACAACUGCUCCUACAGCAACACCCGUCAUAACGACAACUCCCUCAACAACACAGGUGACGACGGUAACACCAACUACCACAACAGUCCCCACCACAACUACAUCAACACCACUUAUCACCACAACAAUCCCCUCAACAAUAGAGACUACUACAAUAACACCAACUGCCACAACAGUCCCCACCACAGCUACAACAACACCUGUUAUCACCACAACUAUCUCCUUAACAACACAUACUACUACAGUAACACCAACUAGUUCAACUGCCCCUACAACAACACCUGUCAUAACCACAACAACUCCCUCAACAACACAUGUGAUGACAGUAACACCAACUACCACAACAGUCCCCACCACAGCUACAUCAACACUUGUUACCACCACAACAAUACAGCCUACUACAGUAACACCAACUAGUACAACUGGUCCUACACCCGUCAUAACCACAACAACUCCCAUAACAACACAGGUGACAACGGUAACACCAACUACCACGACAGUCCCUACCACAGCUACAACAACACCUGUUAUCACCACAACUAUCCCCUCAACAACACAGACUACUACAGCAACACCACCUAGUACAACUGCCCCUACAACAACACCUGUCAUAACCACAACAACUCCCUCAACAACACAGGUGACUACAGUAACACCAACUACCACAACAGUCCCCACCACAGCUACAUCAACACCUGUUACCACCACAACAAUACAGACUACUACAGUAACACCAACUAGUACAUUUGCCCCUAUAACACCUGUGAUAACCACAACAAUUCCCUCAACAACACAGUCUACUACAGUAACACCAACUAGUACAACUGCUCCUACAACAACACCCAUCAUAACCACAACAACAACUCCCUCAACAACACAGGUGAUGUCAGUAACACCAACUACCACAACAGUCCCCACCACAGCUACAUCAACACCUGUUACCACCACAACUAUCCCCUCAACAAUAGAGACUACUACAGUAACACCAUCUAGUACAACUGCCCCUACAACAACACCCGUCAAAACCACAACAAUUCCCUCAACAACACUGUUGACUACAAUAACACCAACUACCACAACACUCCUCACCACAGCUACAACACCUGUUACCACCACAACAAUCCCCCCAACAACACAGACUACUACAGUAACACCGACUAGUACAACUGCCCCUACAACAACACCUGUCAUAACCACAACAAUUCCCUCAACAACACAGGUGAUGUCAGUAACACCAACUACCACAACAGUCCCCACCACAGCUACAUCAGCACAUGUUACCACCACAACUAUCCCCUCAACAAUAGAGACUACUACAGUAACACCAACUAGUACAACUGCUCCUACAACAACACCAACCAUAACCAGAACACCUCCCUCAACAACACAGGUGACGACAGUAACACCAACUACCACAACAGUCCCCACCACAGCUACAUCAACACCUGUUACCACCACAACAGAACAGACUACUACAGUAACACCAACUAGUACAUCUGCCCCUACAACACCUGUUACCACCACAACUAUCUCCUCAACAACACACACUACUACAGUAACACCAACUAGUACAACUCCCCUUUCAACAACACCUGUCAUAACCACAGCAUCUCCCUCAACAACACAGGUGACUACAGUAACACCAACUACCACAACAGUCCCCGCCACAGCUACAUCAACACCUAUUAUCACCACAACAAUCCCCUCAACAAUAGAGACUACUACAAUAACACCAACUAGUACAACUGCCCCUACAACAACACUAGUCAUAACCACAAUUCCCCCAACAAUACAGGUGACUACAGUAAAACCAACCACCACAACAGUCUCCACCACAGCUACAUCAACACCUAUUAUGACCACAAAAAUCCCCUCAACAAUACAGACUACUACAGUAACACCAACUAGUAUUACUGUCCCUACAACAACACCUGUCAUAACCACAACAACCCCCUCAACAACACAGGUGAUGACAGUAACACCAACUACACCAACAGUCCCCACCACAGCUACAUCAGCACCUGUUAACACUACAACAAUCCCCUCAACAAUAGAGACUACUACAGUAACACCAACUAGUUCAACUGCUCCUACAACAACACCCGUCAUAACCACAACAACACAGGUGACGACAGUAACACCAACUACCACAACAGUCCCCACCACAGCUACAACACCUGUUACCACCACAACAAUUCCCUCAACAACACAGAUGACUACAGUAACACCAUCCACCACAACAGUCCCCCCCACCACAGCUACAUCAACACCUAUUAUUACUACAACAAUCCCCUCAACAAUAGAGACUACUACAGUAACACCAACUAGUACAACUGCUCCUAAAACAACACCCGUCAUAAUCACAACAACUCCCUCAACAACACAGGUGACGACAGUAACACCAACUACCACAACAGCCCCCAUCAUAGCUACAUCAACACCUGUUACCACCACAACAAUACAGACUACUACAGUUACACCAACUAGUACAACUGCCCCUACAACAACACCUGUCAUAACCACAACAACCCCCUCAACAACACAGGUGACAACAGUAACACCAACAACCACAACAGUCCCCACCACAGCUACAACAACACCUGUUACCACCACAACUAUCCCCUCAACAACACAGACUACUACAAUAACACAAACUAGUACAACUGCCCCUACAACAACACCUGUCAUAACCACAACAGCUCCUUCAACAAAACAGUUAACCACAGUAACACCAACUUCCACAACAGUCCCCACCACAGCUACAUCAACACCUGUUACCGCCACAACAAUACAGACUACUACAGUAACACCAACUAGUACAACUGCCUCUACAACAACACCUGUGAUAACCAGAACAACCCCCUCAACAACACAGGUGACGACAGUUACACCAACCACCACAACAGUCCCCACCAUAGCUACAACACCUGUUACCACAACAACUAUCCCCUCAACAACACAGACUACUACAGUAACACCAACUAGUACAACUGCCCCUACAACAACACCUGUCAUAACCACAACAGCUACUUCAACAACACAGGUGACGACAGUAACACCAACUUCCACAACAGUCCCCACCACAGCUACAUCAACACCUGUUACCACCAAAACAAUACAGACUACUACAUUAACACCAACUAGUACAACUGUCCCUACAACAACAUCUGUCAUAACCACAAUUCCCUCAACAACACAGGUGACUACAGUAACACCAACUACCACAACAGUCCCCACCACAGCUACAACACCUCUUUCCACAACAAUUCCCUCGACAACACAGGUGAUUACAGUAACACCAACCACCACAACAGUCCCCACCACAGCUACAUCAACAACUAUUAUCACUACAACAAUACCUUCAACAAUUGAGACUAUUACAGUAACACCAACUAGUACAACUGCCCCUACAACAACACCUGUCAUAACAACAACAACCCCCUCAACAACACAGGUAACGACAGUAACACCAACUACCACAACAGUCCCCACCACAGCUACAUCAACACCUGUUACCGCCACAACAAAACAGACUACUACAGUAACUACAACUGUCCCUACAACAACACCUAUCAUAACCACAAUUCCCUCAACAACACAGGUGACUACAGUAACACCAACUACUACAACAGUCCCCACCACUACAUCAACACCUGUUAUCACCACAACAAUCCCCUCAACAAUAGAGACUACUACAGUAACACCAACUAGUACAACUGCCCCUACAACAACACCUGUCAUUACCACAACAAUUCCCUCAACAACACAGGUGACUACAGUAACACCAUCUACCACAACAGUCCCCACCACUGCUACAUCAACACCUGUUACCGCCACAACAAUACAGACUACUACAGUAACACUAACUAGUACAACUAUCCCUACAACAACACCUGUCAUAACCACAACAAUUCCCUCAACAACACAGGCGACGACAGUGACACCAACUACCAUAACAGUCCCCACCGCAGCUACAACACCUGUUACCACCACAACAAUUGCCUCAACAACACAGGUGACUACAGUAACACCAACAACCACAACAGUCCCCACCACAGCUACAUCAACACCUAGUAUCACCACAACAAUCCCCUCAACAACACAGACUACUACAGUAACACCAACUAGUACAACUGCCCCUACAACAACAUCUGUCAUAACCACAGCAACCCCCUCAACGACACAGGUGAUGACAGUAACAUCAACUACGACAACAGUCCCCACCACAGCUACAUCAGCACCUGUUACCACCACAACUAUCCCCUCAACAAUAGAGACUACUAUAGUAACGCCAACUAGUUCAACUGCUCCUACAACAAGACCCGUCAUAACUACAACACAGGUGACGACAGUAGCACCAACUACCACAACAGUCCCCACCACAGCUACAACACUUUUAACUACCACAACAAUUCCCUCAACAACACAGAUGAGUACAGUAACACCAAACACCACAUCAGUCCCCACCACAGCUACAUCAACACCUGUUAUCACCACAACAAUCCCCUCAACAAUAGAGACUACUACAGUAACACCAACUAGUACAACUGCUUCUACAACACCUGUCAUAACCACAACAAGCCCCUCAACAACACAGGUGACGACAGUAACACCAACUACCACAACAGUCCCCACCACAGCUACAUCAACACCUGUUACCACCACAACAAUACAGCCUACUACAGUAACGCCAACUAGUACAACUGCCCCUACAACAACACCUGUCAUAACCACAACAAUUCCCUCAACAACACAGGUGACGACAGUGACACCAACUACCACAACAGUCCCCACCACAGCUACAACUCAUGUUACCACCACAACAGUCCCAUCAACAACACAACCUACUACAGUAACGCCAACUAGUACAACUGCCCCUACAACAACAUCUAUCACAACCACAACAACCCCCACAACAACACAGGUGACUACAGUAACACCAACUACCACAACAGUCCCCACCACAGCUACAUCAACACCUAGUAUCACCACGACAAUCCCCUCAACAAUAGAGACUACUACAGUAACACCAACUAGUACAACUGCUUCUACAACACCUGUCAUAACCACAACAAGCCCCUCAACAACACAGGUGAUGACAGUAACACCAACUACCACAACAGUCCCCACCACAGUUACAUCAACACCUGUUACCACCACAACAAUACAGCCUACUACAGUAACGCCAACUAGUACAACUGCCCCUACAACAACACCUGUCAUAACCACAACAAUUCCAUCAACAACACAGGUGACCACAGUGACACCAACUACCACAACAGUCCCCACCACAGCUACAACUCCUGUUACCACCACAACAGUCCCAUCAAAAACACAGCCUACUACAGUAACGCCAACUAGUACAACUGCCCCUACAACAACAUCUAUAAUAACCACAACAACCCCCUCAACAACACAGGUGACUACAGUAACACCAACUACCACAACAGUCCCCACCACAGCUACAUCAACACCUAAUAUCACCACGACAAUUCCCUCAACAAUAGAGACUACUACAGUAACACCAACUAGUACAACUGCUCCUACAACAACACUCAUCAUAACCACAACAAUUCCCUCAACAACACCUAUUAUCACCACAACAAUCCCCACCACAGCUACAUCAACACCUGUUACCACCACAACAAUACACACUACUACAGUCACACCAACUAGUACAUCUGCCCCUACAACAACACCUGUCAUAGCCACAACAACCCCCUCAACAACACCUAUUAUCACCACAACAAUCCCCUCAACAGUAGAGACUACCACAGUAACACCAACUAGUACAACUGCCCCUACAACAACACCUGUCAUAACCACAAUUCCCUCAACAACACAGGUGACUACAGUAACACCAACUGCCACAACAGCCCCCACCACAGCUACAUCAACACCUAUUAUCACCACAACAAUCCCCUCAACAAUAGAGACUACUACAGUAACACCAACUAGUACAACUGCUUCUACAACACCUGUCAUAACCACAACAACCCCCUCAACAACACAGGUGACGACAGUAACACCAACUGCCACAACAGUCCCCACCACAGCUACAUCAACACCUGUUACCACAACAACAAUACAGCCGACUACAGUAACGCCAACUAGUACAACUGCCCCUACAACAACACCUGUCAUAACCACAACAAUUCCCUCAACAACACAGGUGAUGACAGUAACACCAACUAUGACAACAGUCCCCACCACAGCUACAUCAGCACUUGUUACCACCACAACUAUCCCCUCAACAAAAGAGACUACUACAGUAACACCAACUAGUUCAAUUUCUCCUACAACAACACCUGUCAUAACCACAACAACACGGGUGUCAACAGUAACACCAACUACCACAACAGUCCCCACCACAGCUACAACACUUUUUACCACCACAACAAUUCCCUCAACACCACAGGUGACUACAGUAACACCAACCACCACAACAGUCCCCAGCACAGUUACAUCAACACCUAGUAUCACCACAACAAUCCCCUCAACAAUAGAGACUACUACAGUAACACCAACUAGUACAACUGUCCCUACAACAACACCCAUCAUAACCACAACAACACAGGUGUCAACAGUAACACCAACUACCACAACAGUCCCCACCACAGCUACAACACUUUUUACCACCACAACAAUUCCCUCAACACAGGUGACUACAGUAACCCCAACCACCACAACAGUCCCAACCACAGCUACAUCAACACCUAUUAUCACCACAAUCCCUUCAACAAUAGAGACUACUACAGUAACACCAACUAGGGCAACUUCCCCUACAACAACACCUGUCAUAACCACAACAAUUCCCUCAACAACACAGGUGAUGACAGUAACACCAACUAUGACAACUAUCCCCUCAACAAAAGAGACUACUACAGUAACACCAACUAGUUCAACUGCUCCUACAACAACACCUGUCAUAACCACAACAACACAGGUGUCAAAAUUAACACCAACUACCACAACAGUCCCCACCACAGCUACAACACUUUUUACCACCACAACAAUUCCCUCAACACCACAGGUGACUACAGUAACACCAACCACCACAACAGUCCCCACCACAGCUACAUCAACACCUAGUAUCACCACAACAAUCCCCUCAACAAUAGAGACUACUACAGUAACACCAACUAGUACAACUGCCCCUACAACAACACCCAUCAUAACCACAACAACACAGGUGUCAACAGUAACACCAACUACCACAACAGUCCCCACCACAGCUACAACACUUUUUACCACCACAACAAUUCCCUCAACACAGGUGACUACAGUAUCACCAACCACCACACCAGUCCCAACCACAGCUACAUCAACACCUAUUAUCACCACAAUCCUUUCAACAAUAGAGACUACUACAGUAACACCAACUAGUACAACUUCCCCUACAACAACACCCAUCAUAACCACAACAAUUCCCUCAACAACACAGGUGACGACAGUAACACAAACUACCACAACAGUCCCCACCAUAGCUACAUCAACACCUGUUACCGCCACAACAAUACAGACUACUAAAGUAACACCAAUUAGUACAACUGCUCCUACAACAACAUCCGUCAUAACCACAACUCCCUCAACAACACAGGUGACGACAGUAACACCAACUACCACAACAGUCCCCACCACAGCUAUAGCAACACCUAGUAUCACCACAACAAUCCCCUCAACAAUAGAGACUACUACAGUAACACCAACUAGUACAACUGCCCCUACAACAACACCCGUCAUAACCACAACAACUUCCUCAACAACAGCACAGGUGACUACAGUAACACCAACUACCAUAACAGUCCCCACCACAACUACAACACCUCUUACCACUACAACAAUUCCCUCAACAACACAGGUGACUACAUUAACACCAACCACCACAACAGUCCCCACCACAGCUACAUCAACACCUAGUAUCACCACAACAAUCCCCUCAACAAUAGAGACUACUACGGUAACACCAACUAGUACAACUGCCCCUACAACAACACCUGUCAUAAUCACAACAAUUCCCUCAACAACACAGGUGACUACAGUAACACCAACUACCACAACAGUCCCCACUACAGCUACAUCAACACCUAUUAUCACCACAACAAUCCCCUCAACAGUAGAGACUACUACAGUAACACCAACUAGUACAACUGCUCCUACAACAACACUCAUCAUGGCCACAACAACUCCGUCAACAACACAGGUGACGACAGUAACACCAACUACCACAACAGUCCUCACCACAGCUACAACACUUUUUACCACCAUAACAAUUCCCUCAACACCACAGGUGACUACAGUAACACCAACCACCACAACAGUCCCCACCACAGCUACAUCAACACCUAGUAUCACCACAACAAUCCCCUCAACAAUAGAGACUACUACAGUAACACCAACUAGUACAACAACACCCAUCAUAACCACAACAACACAGGUGUCAACAGUAACACCAACUACCACAACAGUCCCCACCACAGCUACAACCCUUUUUACCACCACAACAAUUCCCUCAACAACACAGGUGACUACAGUAACACCAACCACCACAACAGUCCCAACCACAGCUACAUCAACACCUAUUAUCACCACAAUCCCUUCAACAAUAGAGACUACUACAGUAACACCAACUAGUACAACUUCCCCUACAACAACACCCGUCAUAACCACAACAAUUCCCUCAAUAACACAGGUGACGACAGUAACACCAACUACCACAACAGUCCCCACCACAGCUACAUCAACACCUGUUACCGCCACAACAAUACAGACUACUAAAGUAACACCAACUAGUACAACUGCUCCUACAACAACAUCCGUCAUAACCACAACUCCCUCAACAACACAGGUGACGCCAGUAACACCAACUACCAUAACAGUCCCCACCACAGCUACAACACCUCUUACCACCACAACAAUUCCUUCAACACCACAGGUGACUACAGUAACACCAACCACCACAACAGUCCCCACCACAGCUACAUCAACACCUAGUAUCACCACAACAAUCCCCUCAACAAUAGAGACUACUACAGUAACACCAACUAGUACACCUGCCCCUACAACAACACCCGUCAUAACCACAACAACUCCCUCAACAACAGCACAGGUGACUACGGUAACACCAACUACCACAACAAUCCCCACUACAGCUAUAUCAACACCUGUUUCUGCCACGACAAUACACACUACUACAGUCACACCAACUAGUACAACUGCCCCUACAACAACACCUGUCAUAGCCACAACAACCCCCUCAACAACACCUAUUAUCAGCACAACAAUCCCCUCAACAAUAGAGACAACUACAGUAACACCAACUAGUACAACUGCUCCUACAACAACACCCGUCAUAGCCACAACAACUCCCUCAAGAACACAGGUGACGACAGUAACACCAACUACCAUAACAAUCCCUACCACAGCUACAACACCUCUUACCACCACAACAAUUCCCUCAACAACACAGGUGACUACAUUAACACCAACCACCACAACAGUCCCCACCACAGCUACAUCAACACCUAGUAUCUCCACAACAAUCCCCUCAACAAUAGAGACUACUACGGUAACACCAACUAGUACAACUGCCCCUACAACAACACCUGUCAUAACCACAACAAUUCCCUCAACAACACAGGUGACUACAGUAACACCAACUACCACAACAGUCCCCACCAAAGCUACAUCAACACCUAUUAUCACCACAACAAUCCCCUCAACAGUACAGACUACUACAGUAACACCAACUAGUACAACUGCUCCUACAACAACACCCAUCAUGACCACAACAACUCCGUCAACAACACAGGUGACGACAGUAACACCAACUACCACAACAGUCCCCACCACAGCUACAUCAACACCUAUUAUCACCACAACAAUCCCCUCAACAGUAGAGACUACUACAGUAACACCAACUAGUACAACUGCUCCUACAACAACACCCAUCAUGACCACAACAACUCCGUCAACAACACAGGUGACGACAGUAACACCAACUACCACAACAGUCCCCACCACAGCUACAUCAACACCUGUUACCACCACAACAAUACACACUACUACAGUAACACCAACUAGUACAACUGCCCCUACAACAACACCUGUCAUAGCCACAACAACCCUCUCAACAACACCUAUUAUCACCACAACAAUCCCCUCAACAAUAGAGACAACUACAGUAACACCAACUAGUACAACUGCUCCUACAACAACACCCGUCAUAACAACAACAACUCCCUCAAGAACACAGGUGACAACAGUAACACCAACUACCAUAACAGUCCCCACCACAGCUACAACACCUCUUACCACCACAACAAUUCCUUCAACACCACAGGUGACUACAGUAACACCAACCACCACAACAGUCCCCACCACAGCUACAUCAACACCUAGUAUCACCACAACAAUCCCCUCAACAAUAGAGACUACUACAGUAACACCAACUAGUACACCUGCCCCUACAACAACACCUGUCAUAACCACAACAACUCCCUCAACAACAGCACAGGUGACUACGGUAACACCAACUACCACAACAAUCCCCACUACAGCUAUAUCAACACCUGUUUCUGCCACGACAAUACACACUACUACAGUCACACCAACUAGUACAACUGCCCCUACAACAACACCUGUCAUAGCCACAACAACCCCCUCAACAACACCUAUUAUCAGCACAACAAUCCCCUCAACAAUAGAGACAACUACAGUAACACCAACUAGUACAACUGCUCCUACAACAACACCCGUCAUAGCCACAACAACUCCCUCAAGAACACAGGUGACGACAGUAACACCAACUACCAUAACAAUCCCUACCACAGCUACAACACCUCUUACCACCACAACAAUUCCCUCAACAACACAGGUGACUACAUUAACACCAACCACCACAACAGUCCCCACCACAGCUACAUCAACACCUAGUAUCUCCACAACAAUCCCCUCAACAAUAGAGACUACUACGGUAACACCAACUAGUACAACUGCCCCUACAACAACACCUGUCAUAACCACAACAAUUCCCUCAACAACACAGGUGACUACAGUAACACCAACUACCACAACAGUCCCCACCAAAGCUACAUCAACACCUAUUAUCACCACAACAAUCCCCUCAACAGUACAGACUACUACAGUAACACCAACUAGUACAACUGCUCCUACAACAACACCCAUCAUGACCACAACAACUCCGUCAACAACACAGGUGACGACAGUAACACCAACUACCACAACAGUCCCCACCACAGCUACAUCAACACCUAUUAUCACCACAACAAUCCCCUCAACAGUAGAGACUACUACAGUAACACCAACUAGUACAACUGCUCCUACAACAACACCCAUCAUGACCACAACAACUCCGUCAACAACACAGGUGACGACAGUAACACCAACUACCACAACAGUCCCCACCACAGCUACAUCAACACCUAUUAUCACCACAACAAUCCCCUCAACAGUAGAGACUACUACAGUAACACCAACUAGUACAACUGCUCCUACAACAACACCCAUCAUGACCACAACAACUCCGUCAACAACACAGGUGACGACAGUAACACCAACUACCACAACAGUCCCCACCACAGCUACAUCAACACCUGUUACCACCACAACAAUACACACUACUACAGUAACACCAACUAGUACAACUGCCCCUACAACAACACCUGUCAUAGCCACAACAACCCUCUCAACAACACCUAUUAUCACCACAACAAUCCCCUCAACAAUAGAGACAACUACAGUAACACCAACUAGUACAACUGCUCCUACAACAACACCCGUCAUAACAACAACAACUCCCUCAAGAACACAGGUGACAACAGUAACACCAACUACCACAACAGUCCCCACCACAGCUACAUCAACACCUGUUACUUCCACAACAAUACAGACUACUACAGUAACACCAACUAGUACAACUGUCCCUACAACAACACCUAUCAUAACCACAAUUCCCUCAACAACACAGGUGACUACAGUAACACCAACUACUACAACAGUCCCCACCACAGCUACAACACCUCUUACCACCACAACAAUUCCCUCAACAACACAGGUGACUACAGUAACACCAACCACCACAGCUACAUCAACACCUAGUAUCACCACAACAAUCCCCUCAACAACACAGACUUCUACAGUAACACCUACAAGUACAACUGCCCCUACAACAACACCCAUCAUAACCACAACAACUCCCUCAACAACACAGGUGACGACAGUAACACCAACUACCACAACAAUCCCCACCACAGCUACAUCAACACCUGUUACCACCACAACAAUACAGACUACUACAGUAACACCAACUAGUACAACUGCCCUUACAACAACACCUGUCAUAGCCACAACAACCCCCUCAACAACACCUAUUAUCACCACAACAAUCCCCUCAACAAUAGAGACUACUACAGUAACACCAACUAGUACAACUGCUCCUACAACAACACCCGUCAUAACCACAACAACUCCCCCAACAACACAGGCGACGACAGUAACACCAACUACCACAACAGUCCCCACCACAGCUACAUCAACACCUAUUAUCGCCACAACAAUCCCCUCAACAAUAGAGACUACUACAGUAACACCAACUAGUACAACUGCUCCUACAACACCCAUCAUAACCACAACAACUCCCUCAACAACACCAACUACCACAACAGUCCCCACCACAGCUGCAACAACACCUGCUACCACAAAAACAAUUUCCUCAACAACACAGACUACUACAGUAGCCCCUACAAUAACACCUGUUGCCACAACAUCAACUCUCUCAACAACACAGGUAUCUACUGUCACACUUUCCACUACAGGCCCUUCAAUAACUACAACAAUUCCUGUUACUACCACACCUACAACCCCCUCAACAACACAGGCAGCUACUGUAACACCAACCACAACAGCAGUUACAAUACAACCCACUACAACAAAAUCAACUCCCCUAUUUACAACACAAGAAACCACAACAAUUACUACUACAGCAUCUACCACAACACCUGAAACAUCUGCACAAGUCACAACUACUACAGAAGCUACUACCACAGUCGAGCCUAUAGUAACAAACAUUAUAGUCAGUAUUGAAGAUGAUUCUCCUUAUUAUUAUCCUUUUUAUCUUGAUUAAAGAUAAAUGUCCAUAACUUAUAAAUGACCCAAACCUGUAGUUCCUAAAUUUUAAGUAGUGGGAAGAUCUUCUUUAUCAAGAAGCAUUUUCUACAGACGCUGGCCAUCUACAACACUCACUACACUUAUGCUAUUACCUGGUGGAUUCGGUAGCACCCUUGUAUGCAAAGUAAUUGGCAACUGACCAUAAAGAGAGGCCAAAAGAAAGUGUUUAACAACUUUAAUGAACAGUAAUGAAAAAACGAAGAAAGGAGAAUGAUAUUUUUUUUAGUAAAGUGGGGAGGGAUUAUUCAUCUAAGCUUUAUAGAUAAAAGCUAAAAGCUGAUUGGUUACCAUACGCAGCUGCUCCAGAUUCUGCCUGCUCCUGCUGUCUUUAUUGCUGCAUAUUUUCCCCUGAGAACAAUCUCACAUGCGUAGUCAACAGAACAGGAAGUGAGAGAAACAUUAGAUGCAACUAUAUUAACAUUUUUGUCAGUAUGCAAUAGUGGUUAUCAUGUUAAGGUUUACCUGAAAAUAUUUUUAUGUCCCUUUUACAUUUUGUAUAUAAGUGAUGUUCUGUAUUUUAUGUAUGUAUUUUAUAUGCGGAUGUAAGUCUGCUCUUCAGUGGUUAUCUGUAUGUUAGACAUUGUAGUCACCACCCUUGUAGAACAACCACUAAAAAAUAUCAAAAACACAAAGAAAGUGUAGUUUUGAUCGAGGAUGCUCUCCAGCACCCACACACCUGUCAAACUGGGACAACCGGCUGUGUCUGUGCACCCUUUGCAUCCCCAUACACUUGCACAGGUUGACUACAUGCAGCACAUGGCAUCAGUGUCCCUGUGAAUAACGCCCCAAAGGUUUUCUCCAGCCAAAAUGUUUUUAUGUGUAGCAUUCCCCCCGUAGGAGCUGCUGGUUUAGAUUUUGGGUUUGCACGUUACCUUUAUGGCUUCGUUGUCAGGGUGGGAAAGUCCAUAAGAAAUGCAACGUCCAGA
Messenger RNA from Rana temporaria (common frog), 16582 nucleotides. RefSeq lists its product as uncharacterized. Gene Ontology annotation, biological process: activation of protein kinase B activity. NCBI's taxonomy places the organism in Eukaryota, Metazoa, Chordata, Amphibia, Anura, Ranidae. The record is from RefSeq and is a predicted model, not a curated record. Gene Ontology annotation, cellular component: Golgi apparatus; plasma membrane. The coding region runs from base 88 to 15612 and encodes 5174 amino acids. The transcript has 9 exons.